GCCGCUGUUGUGUAAUAAAUUAUUUUUAUAAACGUGUUAAUAGAUAUUUAUUACAGUUGUGACUUUUCAAAUUUAGAAAAAAAUGACAACUGUUGAUCCUGGUAAGGUAACAGAAGUAGGAAAAUUUCUCACAGACAAAACAUGUCCAUUGAAAGACAGGUUUAGGGCCUUAUUUACAUUGAGAAAUCUUGGUGGUAAAGAGGCCAUUGACAUCAUAUCGAGCUGCUUUGAUGACGACUCUGCCUUAUUAAAACACGAACUAGCUUAUUGUAUGGGACAAAUGCAGGAUGACUAUGCUAUACCAUCUUUAGUUAAAGUUUUAGAAGACACAUCUCAGGAACCUAUGGUUAGACAUGAGGCAGGUGAAGCUCUUGGUGCUAUAGGUAAUGCUACAGCUUUACCAAUAUUAGAAAAAUACUGUAAGGAUCCAGUUAUAGAGGUUGCAGAAACCUGUCAGUUAGCUGUUCAGAGAUUAAAAUGGUUAGAAAACCCAGAAGUUAGUGAAUUAUCAAGUAACCCUUAUAAUUCAGUUGAUCCAGCACCUCCUGCCCAACAUAGUGAUAUAACUACAUUAAAAAAUACACUUCUUGAUGAAGAUUUGUCACUAUUUCAACGUUACAGAGCUAUGUUUACUUUAAGAAACAUUGGAAAUGAUGAUAGUGUUCUUGCUUUAGCAGAAGCUUUAAAAUGUAGCAGUGCUUUGUUACGUCAUGAAAUAGCUUAUGUCCUUGGUCAAAUUCAGAGUGAUGUUUGUGUAGAACAGUUAGCAAGCAAUUUGUCUGAUAAAGGUGAAAAUCCCAUGGUUCGGCAUGAGUGUGCAGAGGCAUUGGGAUCUAUAGCAACUAAAAGAUGUAUGAAGAUUUUAGAAAAUUAUUCUCUGGACAAUGAGAGAGUUGUUAAAGAAAGUUGUUUUGUAGCUCUAGACAUGAGUGAAUAUGAAAACAGUAACCAGUUCCAGUAUGCAGAUGGUUUAGGAAGAACGGAAAAAUAAACCUUUGUGUGCAAAUAUAAUCAAUUUUAAAUCAUGC
Molecule: messenger RNA, 1028 nt
Organism: Lottia gigantea (owl limpet)
Lineage: Eukaryota; Metazoa; Mollusca; Gastropoda; Lottiidae
Exons: 4
Coding region: 83-991 (302 amino acids)
Biological process (GO): peptidyl-hypusine biosynthetic process
Molecular function (GO): deoxyhypusine monooxygenase activity
Source: RefSeq, a predicted model, not a curated record